Molecule: messenger RNA, 2572 nt
Organism: Polyodon spathula (Mississippi paddlefish)
Lineage: Eukaryota; Metazoa; Chordata; Actinopteri; Acipenseriformes; Polyodontidae
Gene: cfap263
Product: coiled-coil domain containing 113
Exons: 9
Coding region: 32-1186 (384 amino acids)
Biological process (GO): cilium assembly
Cellular component (GO): axoneme; ciliary basal body
Source: RefSeq, a predicted model, not a curated record
CUCAGUUACCUCAAAGUUUACCCUAGCAACCAUGGCGGAGGUAGACUCAGACAGCCAAAGUGAAGAUCGCCCGCCGAUUUACGAGUUUGAGGACCAGCAACUACUUGAUCUUGUGGAGGAACUCAGCCAUUCUAAUGCCAACAUCAAAGCAGAGACAGAAGUAUUUGAGAGGUACUUCUCUCGGAUUGACCCCAAGGACCUGUUGCCACAGCCCUUGGCAGAGCAGCCUCUUCUUGGCCUGUCCACACAGGAAUUUUCCCAGUUCCGAGGCCGGCGCAAGUCAAAGAGCCGCUCCAUGACAGCAGAGCGAUUGGUCCAACUGACCGUGGAGCAGAAGUGCGAUGUUGCCCAGCGGGAGCUGGAGGAGAUGAGAGAUGCUCUGGAGAGACUGAAGGAGGGAUCAGAUCGAGUUCUCAGCAACUACAAGGCCACUGUAGAAGAAAGUGAAAUCCGAAUGUGUGAGUUGAAGAAAGCUUCAUAUGAGUUUGACCGAGACAUCGGGAGAUCGAUGCGUGAGAGGAAGGGGGUCAUGAUGGGGGCGGAGAAAGUGAUACGCUACAUUGAGGAGAAGACCCGAACAAAGGAUACACUCAUAGAGAAACUGCGGCUCAAGAAAGCAGCCCUGAAGGUGCAGAAGAGGAAGCUGCAGAUGCAACUCAAGCAGAAAGAGGAGAUGGGCGAGGCUCUGCACGAGGUGGAUUUUCAGCAGCUGAAGAUUGAGAACAGCCAGUACCUGGAGAAGAUCGACGAGAGGAACCAGGACCUGCUGAGACUGAAACUUCUGGCUGGAAACACCCUGCAGGUCCUCAACGCAUACAAGAAAAAGCUGCAGAAUAUGACCUCGGAGUCAAACAAUCUGACCAGCGAGCUUUUAUCAAGGAAGGAAAUGCUGAUGAAAAUAGCUGCUGAAACACUACAAGUAGAGGAGGAGCGUUCCAAGGCAGAGACCGUGAACAAAAGGCUGCGAGGACAGCUAUCAGAUUACCAGGUCCCCAAUGUCCUGGAGUACGUCACUGGGAAAGCCAGCCACAGUGAUCUGGAGCAAAGUGUUCACAUCUGGGAGCGCAAGGUGGAAAUUGCAGAGAUGGCCCUGAAGACACAUGUCCAGACAUGGAACAAGCUGAAAAUGGCAAAUGGCAAAACCCUGGACUGGCCUCAGUUGGCAAUUCUCCCCCAGAGACAAUAAACGUACCAGGAAGGAAAUCAAAUCAUCAGCCAGAACGCAGAGCAAAAGAGACAUUUUGUAACAAUUCAUUUGUUCAGUCUUUUAAAAAACACAUCAUUUAUUGAGCAAUGUAUUGUUAUUAGUUAUGUUGCUUGUAUAAUUCAUACUUACUAAAUCUAAAAUAUUAUAAUUCAAUAGAAAUAUGCAAUUACAUGAUACAUCUCAUGAUAAGAAUAACUAUUUUUGUAUGUUUCAUCACAUACAUAUUGUUUAUUUUUUAUUUACAUUGUUGGCCCUAUUCCUAUCAAAAGUUAUUAUCCUUGACUGGACAUCCAAGUCCCUGGCAAGGGGAGAAACUGAUUAUCCAAUUGAGUUGAAACUACAUUCAGGAGAGCGAUCCCAUAAGUGGGUGUUGUCAGCUGUCAGCCUCUGUAGGACAAAUGCAAGUCCUGCAGGUGUUCGAGUGAGCUCAAUGGUAUCUGGCAGGUAGGGUUCCCUGUAGUGCGAUGAGGACAUACAGUCCCAGUUGAUUUUGCCUUCCUAAUCAAUAAGAGCACCAAAGCCAAUGGAACGCUCCCUGUGGAAUCCCCAGCAAGAGCCACUCUGGGACCUACCAAGGACAUUCCUUUGCAUAGGUUACUGAUAAUAUCAUAAUCUGGAGGUAAAAAGAGGCUGUCAAAAUUACAUUUUUACAUAUAUGUAAAUGAAAACUUGUCCAAUUGUGAUUAAAAUCAUAAAGGACCUUCAUUGGCUCAGAUUGUUGAGUAUAUCAUAAUCUGAGGGUGAAUGGAGGCUAUGGUAGUCUGAUCUUUUGCUUAUAUUUUACAUACUGUAUUAUCUUGAGAACCUCUUAUUCAAUUGUUUUUAAAAGAACAUCCUUUUGUAAGUUUUUAAAAAUAGCAGACUGUUUAUCCUGGGUGACACACAUGCAAUUGUGGAGAAACUUGCACAGGUAAAUGCUUGUAUCAUUAUUUUUAUUAUCUACUUAUUUAACAAGACGUGUUUAUCUAAGGCAGCUUACAGAGACUAGGAUGUGUGAACUAUCAGCUGCAGAGUCACAACAACAUCUCACCCGAAUGUGUCUAUCUGUGAGUGACUAGAGGUGUCCUGUUUGUCUGUUACAGGUCAUAAAUCUAAUAGUUAGGACACUGUUUAGCAUGUGAAGUAUCAACCCUAGCUUUCAUAACAAUUAAAACAGUUUCGUGAAUACCAAACUUUAUUGAAUUAACCCACGGUUUAAAAAAGUACUAGGUAGACUGAUGUUGUUUAAGUUGCACAAUGAGUUACAGAUGAAUGUUUUAAGAACACUACCUGUGUUAUCUUGAAGAAACUUAUUGUUCUUAUACAGUGCAAACAUACUAAGUUCAAUAAACAGUAUGUGGGUAAAACCACCAAUGAUGACCUGCA